GGAUUCCUCUAUUAUUCAUGGUAUGACUAUUAUAUUUCAUGGAAAUUUAUAUAAAUGUGUGUGACAGAUCUCCAAUUUGAAAGUCAUUACAAACUCUGGGCCUACAGGAUGAGUGUGGUUGACUGGCAGUAGAACAAUAAUUUCAUCAGCUUUGGAACAAAUUUGUCACUAUGUAGCACAAGAUUUGACAGCUGAGCAUCUAGUGGAAAGGACACAGGGUGGAUGAGGACUAAGUGUUGUAAACCAUGAAAAUGACCAAUCUUACUAUAGGCGAUGACUUCAGUGAUGCAAGUCCCCUAUCUGAGCUGAUGGAGUACCGUGAAGCCCCAUCCAGUCCUGGGGCCUCCAGUGUCCACUCCCUCAACAUGGACAACAUGGACCCCACAACUCCAGAUUCGCCCCCUCCCAUACCUCCUCAGGAAAUGGAUGACGAGCGUCUUCCCAAUGAACUGCUUGAUGAGAUAUGCGAGGAUAUAGGAAUGAAGGAGGGCAUGGAGCUGGACUUUGUGGAGUUCCUUAUGGAACAGGACAUGGUAGAUCCACAGGUGUACAUGACACCAGAAGCGAUUCGUAACACGCUGGCCUCCACAGCAUGUACAUCCGUGUCACAAUCGGCUGUUUUGUCCACACCAAAGACUGAGAUUGUGAAUAACCGUACAUGUGGAAGUCCUAACACAACAUAUUCUCAAGCAUCUACCACAAACUGUACAGUGGCGACUUCCAGUGGGUCAAGUAGCCCUGCUGCGAAACGUUUCCAUGCAUCAACAUCUGGACCAACGAGCCCAGUGAGGGUAAAUGCCCCAAUAUUGCCAUCGGAAAUGUUUAAAGCACCACAGACACCUCCUACCCCUAGGAGACCGUCCUCGCAAAGCAUCGCAUCACCCAGCAUUUCUAGCACCCAAGGCCCCCAGCAUUCACCCCUACCCCCACGCAGUGUGUCCCCUCAGACUACACAGAACACUGUGCCAUCCUCACCUUCACAGAAACAACCUCCAUCCUAUAGUCAAAGCAUGUCCCAGAACAACAUGUACAACCAGACAGGAGUUCCUCAGAUGAUGCCUCAGAAGGGUGGUGUUCCUCCAGGUCUGCAAAGGCAGGGUGGGGUACCCCAUAACUACCAACGUCUGGGCCGCCCUGCCCCACCAAAUGUCAAUGUCCAGAACAUGCAGACACCACACAGCACAUACCAACAACAGAAAUGGAACAUGUGUGACUCAGGUCCAAUGACCAACCAAGCAUGUUCUAUGGGUAACAUGGGACGGCCUGGAUUCCCCCCACAAACACAACAGUAUGGAAGACCUCUCGACUCUCCACUUGAUCAAGGAUAUUUCUCUGGGGAUACAGCUAGUGUCCGUAGUUAUGGUUCCUCCUCCGUGUCAUCGACAGUGCCAUCGUCAGUGUCACAUAAUGUGGUCAGUGACGUACAGAAUUCUAUGCAUCUACGACAGGGUCCCCCUAAUCAGGGUCCAGGUUGUGGUCAGAAAAGUGUUCAUUUUGCAGAUCUACCUGGUGAUCAAAACGUGCCUCCACUGCAACGACAACGCUCCAAUGACAGUAUGGGGUAUGGUCAGGGGUACGAUCCCAGUGUUUCUUCAGACUGUGAUGUAGAAAGUGAAUUUAGGGACCCCAACCAUAGGGGAGCCAUGAACUCCAAUAAGAUUUUACCUCGUCUAACACCAAGCAUGAAAUCUGAAAUAGCACCAUAUACAGUGCCGGGUGUGAAUGGACAGGUGGCUAUGAGUCCGUACAGGUAUGAUGGUCGUAGUAACAGCCGCCCAAACAGUGGUGAUAAUCCUAUGGCAUCUAUGCAACAGUUUGAGUUCCCUCCUCAGCAUAAGACUGGUGAUAUGUGUGGAGUAGACAAUAACCAGAACUCCAUGCAUCUCAACAAUUUUAAUAAUUCUGUGAAUAGUAAUAUGAAUACUUCUAUGAGUAAUAAUGUGAACAAUUCUAUGCAACAACCAAGUGGUGAGAUUCCUGAUCCGGAUUUCCGUGUGUCGUGUUCUGGAGGUGCGCCCAUUGGGAUGCAGCCUCUUUCUCACUUUGAAGGGAAUCAGGGGCAGUAUGGCAUGCAGCAGCAAGGGAACCUUCCUGGAAGGGGUCAGAUGUAUCCAAAUUCUUUACAGGAGACAGAUCAUUACAAACUUAAUGCCAAUAUGACUAAUCCUAACAUGGAAAAUUACUGUGAUAAUGGGUUUAGAACCUCCCAGGGUCAGAACAUGAACUCAAGUUGUGGCAUGAUGAACCAGGGUACACCUAAAAUAAUGGGUGGGCCCCAGGUGAGCUCCAACCCAGGGACACCUCAAGGUAUGAUGGGUCAGCAACAGGGUCAACAGCCAGGUUUCCAACGGCCAAACUUCAUGUCAGGGGUACCGUGUGGCAAUAAUACGCCACGGCCUCUACACAUGAAUGCCAUGACCUCCAGUGCUCAGAUGAUGCCACCAAAUCAAGGAGGCAUCCCACCAGAAUACAGCCGUUUACAGGGUGUUCCUGACUCUAUGAACAAUAAUCCCAUGUACCAGAACUCUCAGCCACAGCCAAGUCAGGCUAACAUGGGACCUGGUACAGGCAACAACCCAGUCUGGACAGGUGCCACUCCACAGACUCCUCAACCUCAUAUGGGUGUGCAUCCCAAGGUGCCCCAACAACAACACCCAGGCAUGGGGGGCAUGCCCAUACCAGGCACCCCAGGAAAUCAGAAUCCCAUGCAGGGUGGGGCAAUGCCCCAGUGUACAACACCAAACUGUCAGAGUUGUAAGACAGGCUCCCCUCAUCGCCCACCCAUGCUCGCCUCACAACAGACUUUCAUUCAACACCUCAUCACAGACAGAUCUAACGCGUUCAGGUCUCAUCCACUCUUCCCAUUACUACGAGAUCUCAUCAUUGCAGACAUGAAUUUCAAUUCCCCUUCCUUUCCUUACCAACUCAUUAGCAACUUGCCUGCAGAAUUUGACAAAUUGUUACAAAACUUUCUUCAUCGUAAUCCUCCGUCCGGAAAUUAUCAAACAAACUUUUCUGUGGAAAGUGUUGUGAUGGAUGCUCUGAAAUAUGCUCACACGUGCCUUAUAGAAAAAAUCCGAAGUCGCCAAGAACAAGAUAAGCACACGAAAAGUACGUCCAAAUCUUUGAGUGCUAUUGAGGAGUUUUGUGAGAAGUUCGACCGGUCUGUACGCAAUACCAUCAUCAAGCCUGCGACAUUCCAAGUGCCAAACCAUACAAGUGGUGUCACAUCAACAAGCAUGGCCGGUCAGCCGAUGGAUGGCGGGAUGACUCCAACCAUGGGUACCCCCCAGAAAGGCCUAAACGACAUGAUGAUCCAUGGUGACAUAUUUUCAUCACCUGCCGCAAAGAAGGGUUUGGACCUGGUAGGGAUGGCUUCGCCUCAGUUUAAGUCCCUGAGGGAUUUAUCAGACUGUAACGACAGUGGGAGUAUGGUCAGCAGUAGUAGUCAACAUUCGAUCAAGUCCGAGUCCAAGAAACAUCCCAGUCUUCCUAAAGAGGCUGUUGCGAUCAUGUUGGACUGGCUGAGACAGCACAAAGACAACCCCUACCCUAACGAUGAUGAGAAAGCAAUGCUUAUCAAACAGACAGGGUUGACAAUAAACCAGAUCAACUAUUGGUUUACCAACGCCCGACGCAGAAUUCUCCCUAAAUGGGCACAACAAUGUAAAUAGCACCAGGGAGCUAGAUAUAACUCAGCAUAAUAGUACUACCCAAGUCUAGAGGACGACGUAGGAGGAGGGCCUUCUCCUGAACAUAGGACCCGCACUUCCCAAGUCGGUAUCUUCCAGGUCCAGGUCCAAAUCAGUUGUGUAUGAUCAUAUCCACGGAUUUCUGGAUAAAGAUCCUUCCAAGUAGUUGGUGAUUAAGAACCUAAAUAACUGUUGGAAGGAUUGUUGUGUCAUGGACAUAAGUUAUCUAUCUCAUCAAGACCACAAACUUGUACCACUGAUUGACAGGAGGGAACUCUAAAAUCGGACAAGAUAGAUGCUGUUCAGUCAUAAGGGUCACCAAUCUAGUGCUGGCUUAAACAGGCCUUAAAAUAGGCCUUAAACAGAGCCCCAGCCGAUCAGGAAUGUUUUUGGUUUUUAAGUGUGUAUGUGAGACCAAGCAACAACAUUGCAUGAUCAGCCAUGGAAAAUAUUUCCAAAUUUUAUCUCAAACCAAAAAUGUGUGAUAUGUGUAUUUGUGUGUUCAGCACAGACUUGUGUGAGUAGUCUCACAAUUAUAUAUAUGUGUGCCAGUCAACAUACCAAUUAUCUCACACAAGUUAACAAGGCAAAUAUAUUUUAACUUAUCUUAAUGUAUUUGACAAAAUUGGGAGUUUUCCAUGACGAUUUGUCAAGUUUUCAGGGUUAGUGCUUGUAUUACAGUUCAGACAUCAGAUGUCUUAUUUGUUGUUAAACAGGAAACAACAAGAAAUGUUAAGAAAAUUAUGAAAUUGUUGUCAUGAACAGUCACAUUUAUUGAUGCAUUUUGAUAAAAUAAUUAUUUAUAAAACGUACGGAAGUGAGUGAAAGAGUGAGUGAGUACAUACUAUGCAUUUUUUAAAAAGACUAGGUAGUGAUUUUAUUGUUAUUAUUUCAAAACUAAGAUUAAAAUGUUGAAUGUCCAUAAGAGAAAGGACUCUAAUGCAAUAUAAUGUAAUUCCCAUUUUUAUAGACAAGGGGAAAUAACUCUAUGAGGACAAUAAUGGUCGUGAUUUUAUUUUAUAUUUUAAUCACUUUUUAAAAGUAAUUGAUCAUCUAAAUUUUCAUCCCAUUUCAACAAUUGUGUUCAAAACAAAAGCAUUAUUUUCAUUUCCAUUUUCAUCAUGAUAUAACACUGACCAGUCUGAGGUUGAUGUAUAGACUAAGGUAAUGCCAAUUGACAUUUCAUAAUUACAAAAAGCUAAAUUAAAUGCUUGUGUACAUUUUUAACAUCUCAGGGAUAUAAGAUUUUUUGUUCUGUUUGAUAACUAAAAGAGAAAAAUGUUAAUAUACAUAUAAUUUCUCGUAAUCAGAUCUGUCUCUUAGCAUCAUAUGGAUCUAUUGCGCCAAAAUCUCACCAAUUAUUAAAACCCAAACAUUUUUACGUGAAGUUUAAACGCUUGUCCUUGUAUAACUACACCUUGAAAUAAAUGAGCUUUAAUUUUAUAGCAUGCUGGAUCAUGUAGAAGUCCUCAGUAUUGUGAGUUAGAGCUCAUUGUACAUUGAUGACAGUGCCUUCUGUUGAAGGGAGAGAACUCUUGUUUAUUGUAUAUAGACACACGUGUUCCCCCCGUUGAUGGCGACAUGAGAAUUUUAUUCCCCACGUUCCCAUGGUGUACUCUGUAUAUAUAAAAAGCAUGACCACAUGUAAAAAAAAAACUUUUUAUGACUAGUGUGUUUUUAUGAUAUAUAACGUUACUUUGUUUUAGAAGCAAUAUACUUGAUAGUUGAUAUGAACAAUAAAAAUCACAAUGUGAUAUAUAUUUAUAUGUAUAGAUGUUUGUGUCAAGACUUUGCAUAGAUGAAAUAUAUUUCAUAUCCUACAUUUAAUGUCUACUUCAGCAUAAACCCCUCUGGCUUUAGCCUGGCAGGUCUGUCCAUUAAAUUUCCGCCCAAAUAUGGAGGCCAUUCAGGCUUCUCUUAUAUCUGAAAUUCUUAGCAUCAAUAAUUUUCUUAAAUGUUGGCAAGUCAUCUUUAUUUGAAAGAUCAUCUCUGUCUUGACUUAGUUGGCUUGAACAAUUGUGCUUAAGAUAUAUGAUUAUAUAGAUGACACAAAUCUAUUUUGAGCUCUGCAAAUAUCAUAUAAAGAUAGGUUAGAGAUUAUCUAGACAGAAGACAAAGAUUACCUAUUGACUAGAACUUGAGAUUUGGAUGAUGAGGUGUUAAACACAGUAUUGAUGAAAGCUUUAUUCCAUUGGUAACCAAUACAUUUUAUCAGAGGUCUAGCUUUAAAAUAUUGUUUUAUGUUCAAAAUGUAUGCAUAUAUUGACUUUCAAUUGAUAAAAGUUUUAAACUCUGACUGUACAUAAAUUUCCUAAGAUAAAUGUGGUGAUUUCACUGAUUUCAGUUUAUUAUCUGGCACAAAAUAACCUGGUAUAUGUACUUAGCACAACUUGACAAUGAUCCAUUAAUGAGAGGAAUGUGUGUCAAGUUCCUGUCAAUACUAACGUGCAAUUAAGUUACUAUGAAAUAUAUUGAAAUAACAAAGCUGUUACCAAAUAUUUCAUAUCCAAAAUAAUUAAAUGGUUUAAAGGACGAAAUAUAAGCACUUUUACUAUAUUAACGAAGCAACUAGGUAGUGUUUGAAAGAGGUUGUAACAACUACAUUUGUGUACACGUGUGCCUUUACAAAAUCCUAUUUCGUCCAGAUGGUUUUAUGAAAUUAUCCAAUAGAAAUUCAGUUGUAUCUAAUAGAAGACCAUUUAGAACAUUUUGAGAUUUUAUGUUAAAAGACAUUUUGAGUUGUUUUGAAUCAAAUUUAUCAGAGACAAUGAAAUCCGGUUGUGGUGAUUUGUUGAGUAGCUAGUGAAUGGCUUUAUAGCAUUAUACAGGGAAUUGUCAGGCAUUAAUGCUCUAAGCAUAGGUUUGUAUUUUUAUGAUGAAAGUAUAUAGCCAUCUAUUUUGACCAUUUUUUUUAGCAUAGACUAGCUGAUCGUUUAUACAUAGAACCAAAGAUAGAGUUUAUCACCGUGUGAAGUCGAUUUGUGGGGUAGUGAGUUGUAAGCAUGCUGUUACAAGACGGGUGACAACCAGACUAGAUAUCUAUUCAAUGGAUAUUUUGUGUGUACCUUUGAUAUGUUUUCUUUUUCAAAAAUGUGAAUGAUUAUACGUUUAUUUGAUAUCUUCCUAGCUUAAAAUCAAGGCAAAAUGGCAGAUGCAAAAUCGCAACAGAAAAGAACAAGGCAACAUUCAUAUUUACAUGUAAUAUAUAUUUUCCUCAUUUUUCUACAAGUAAUAUUUUUUUCUAUUUAAUUUAAAUUUGACAGAUAAUGAUAGUUUUAUGAAAGUUUUUUUUUUCUCUCUCUCUUUCUCAAAUUUCAACCCCCCAAAAUGUUUCAUAUUUUACAGAGGCUGCAGGCAAUACCCUAUAUGUUACAUUUACUAUCCUUUAUUUUCCAAUGGCAUUUUCUUCUCUCUUCUAUCCUUUCUAGAUAUUUAUAUAUAGAAUUAGUAACCCCCUCCACAAUUUCACAACACGAUGUUAUAUAACUGAUAUUUAGAUAGAUUGUGGAAGGAGGAGCCAGGAGAGCUGGUGUCGGUAAUAUCCAGUCGUCUCAAUGAUCUUUGUACAUGUCACUGUUUUACAUAUCUCCUCCAGGCAAGGUUCAAUUUCAAGUAAAGAGGUGCAUUGAUUUUUUGUUUGUUCAAUAUAUGUUCUGCUAAGUGUAUCUCGACACAUGGAAGAUAUGUGUUAAGAUGUGUGUGAUGUAUGUGUGCUAAUUCCAUGUGUGUCAUGUAGGGUAUAUACAUGUGUAAUGGUUGUGUGAUGUGGUGUACAAAGUUCUGUCACAUUUUAAACAUAAGAUGAGGCAAGAUAUAUGCGCCUGCUGUUUAUACUUUUUACAAGAUAGAUGACUACAAAAAUAGUGUAAACUGCAAUUAAUAAAGCUAUAUUUUUAAACCUAAA
Messenger RNA from Pecten maximus, 7596 nucleotides. RefSeq lists its product as uncharacterized. The record is from RefSeq and is a predicted model, not a curated record. Gene Ontology annotation, molecular function: DNA-binding transcription factor activity, RNA polymerase II-specific; RNA polymerase II cis-regulatory region sequence-specific DNA binding. NCBI's taxonomy places the organism in Eukaryota, Metazoa, Mollusca, Bivalvia, Pectinida, Pectinidae. The coding region runs from base 246 to 3674 and encodes 1142 amino acids. Gene Ontology annotation, biological process: regulation of transcription by RNA polymerase II. The transcript has 6 exons.